Stegastes partitus (bicolor damselfish) is the source of this 1472-nucleotide messenger RNA. RefSeq names its product peroxisomal biogenesis factor 26 (gene pex26). NCBI's taxonomy places the organism in Eukaryota, Metazoa, Chordata, Actinopteri, Pomacentridae. The coding region runs from base 126 to 1040 and encodes 304 amino acids. Gene Ontology annotation, molecular function: ATPase binding; protein-containing complex binding. Gene Ontology annotation, biological process: protein import into peroxisome matrix; protein import into peroxisome membrane. The record is from RefSeq and is a predicted model, not a curated record. Gene Ontology annotation, cellular component: peroxisome; peroxisomal membrane. The transcript is spliced from 5 exons.
AAACUAAACCUUCUCACAGGCUUAUUCAGCUGUAUUCUGAGCUGCUAACAGCAAAGCAGCAACUCGUAGGGCUGUGAACAGCAGCAGUGUUUCUUCUUUUGUGGUCUUAAAUUUGUCCAGGAGUCAUGAGCAGUUGCUCGACCAGUCAGCCUCCUGCUCGCACCGUCGGUUCGGUCAGCAGCCCUCUGCUUUCCUCUGCUUCAGCUCACGUAACCAACAUGUUGGACACGGCUGCAGAGCAAAUGAUGGUCUACAAAGAUUUCCAGGCGGCUUUUGACACAUGUAACAGAGGUCUGGAGAGUGUGGCCAGUAUGGAGCCAGAGGACAACAGACGUGAGGAGCUGAAGGCUGGUUUCUGCAUCUUAGGGAUUCAGGCUCUGGCUGAGCAGAAUCAGUGGCAGGGUGUCCUCUCCUGGGUCCUGCAGCAGUAUGAGCACCAGGAGGAAAUCCCAGCUAGAAUAAUGCAGAUGUGCAUACUUCUUUACUCCAAGGUGUGUGAGCCUGCCGUGAUGCAGGAGGCAGCCAGAGUUUGGCUACACUGUCCGUCCAACAGCGGAGAGGCUGGGUUCGGGGCGGUCGCAGAGCUGUAUCUGCUGCACGUCCUUGUGCCUCUCGGACAUACAGACGAGGCUCGGGAGCUGAUUGUAGGCGAGGUGGGUGGCGCUGCCUUUACAGAAGACCAGAGACAGACGGCGCUGGAUGUUGUAGAAGAAAAAGAGCAACAGAACCAAGAACCACCUUUAAGUCCAACAUCAGACAUCACUGCACAUCCUGUCUCAACUCAAGGUAGCCUAAUUCACAAACUUGAAGCCAUGCUCAAGUUUUUAUACAGGAAAGUCGUGAUGCGUGGCUCUGGUUCAUUCCCCCUCCGGAGAGUCUUUCUGGCUGCUGUCCUCCUCUACAUGCUUCUUUUCCGACUGGAUCCAGCUCUCCCAUCUUCAUUCAUGUGGAUUUCCAAACUCCUUCAGCUUCUCAGACAGAUGUGGACCGCUAUGUUUGCACCGUAUUAUCAGGCUCUCGCUCCGAGCAAAGAACUGUAAAAGACUGAAAAUCACACUGUGUUUAGUGCAGCUUUUUGAUUUAGCUGUGUUUUGCAAGAAAACAUGACUUAGUGCAGUAUUUCUUUAUUAUCAUACCUGUGAAGUUAUAUAAGCAACUUACUCCACACCCAAAGACAUUCUGGGAGUAUUUGCUGUUAUAUUCCCAUUGAUGCAUUCUUAUGGUUGCUGAUCCAGAUUGUUCGUCUUGAAGUAACACCCAACUCAUCCUGAUAUGUUUAUUUAACCAGGAUCACUGCAUCCUGAUCAUGGUAGCAUUAGUAGACGUAACAAAGAGAAGGAAAGUAUGAUCGAGAAAAUAGAUCCAUCAAAUAAUACAUGCAAUAAUAUAUGAACAUUUUACCUUAAUUUUGUGUUUAAUGAAAAGGGAUGAAAAGAAAGCAGGAAAGCUUUGAACUACAGAAUUGAAUGCUG